This is a messenger RNA of Nicrophorus vespilloides, 582 nucleotides long. RefSeq names its product myosuppressin-like. The coding region runs from base 102 to 380 and encodes 92 amino acids. The record is from RefSeq and is a predicted model, not a curated record. The transcript is spliced from 3 exons. NCBI's taxonomy places the organism in Eukaryota, Metazoa, Arthropoda, Insecta, Coleoptera, Silphidae.
CAUCCAGCAGGAUCCAGCACAUUAACCGUUGAAGAUCUAGUUCUAGUGUAACUACCAACACAUCAACAAUUUGUCCCACCGAAAAAAACAACAAUCAAACAAUGAACCAGUGCACCGUUUAUGCCGUUGCCUUCAUCUUUGUUGCUAUGAUGGCAUCUUCGAACUUGUCGAUGGCUUCGAACUUGCCAUUGAUUUACUGCCAGCCCAGCGCGCUCGACGGGCUACAGAAGAGACAGCUUUGCUUUGCACUGUUGGAGCGCAUGGACGCCCCGCAGGAAGUUUCCAACGACGUCAUGGACAACCAACUGUACGAGCGCGGAAUUAAGCGACAGGAUGUAGACCAUGUCUUCUUAAGGUUCGGCAGGAGAAUGGGACUUUAAGCUGCACAUGACUGAUCCACGCUACCCACCCACUAGCAUUAGCGUCGCUUCAAUUAGAACCCUACUAGACUAAUACUAAUGCAAAUACAAAUAUAUAUAUAUAAUUGUAAUUAGUGAAUCUGUUUAAUUUAUUGUACUUGCUAAUCUAAUUAACGCGCUUGUGAACCAAAUGAAGAGGAAGUAAUAUUGAAACAAAAAGCAA